AUGGCAUCGCGUGAUGGGAGAACGUUUGGACAUAUCAGUGGCGUGGAGGUUGGCACAAAUUUCAACUCAAAAGCUGCAUUAGCCGACGCAGGCGUACAUAAACUACAACAAUCUGGCAUACAUGGGGAUAAAGAGCUUGGCGCAUUUUCCAUAUGCUUGUCCAAAGGGUAUGAGGAUAAUGUCGACAGGGGAAAUAUCAUGCACGUCCGUUUCCUGCCUAGCCGUCCCAAUACUGAUAUAACUUUUAUUAUGUUCAGUACGUAUGUUGGCUCAGGUGGACAAGAUGAGGAUGGAAAACAAAUAAGUGACCAAGACCCCGAUUCUGGAGUGAAUAAAGCCAUGUUUCUCUCCUCUGAAACCAGGCGACCAGUGCGAGUCGUACGCGGAGCGAAUGACGACAACGCUUAUUCUCCACGUCGGGGUUUUCGUUACGACGGGCUGUAUGUCGUCGAUGAGGCCAAGAUGAUGGACGGAAAGAAAGGAUUUCAGAUGUGCACCUUUAAGCUGAAGCGAAUUGAUGAGGAAGGCCAGAAGCCGAUACCAAUAAGGCGCACCCUCACCCUCGGCAAACUGGCAAAAAUGAGGAAGAAUACUCGUACCGGAUAA
Messenger RNA from Suillus fuscotomentosus, 606 nucleotides. Its product is annotated as SRA-YDG. NCBI's taxonomy places the organism in Eukaryota, Fungi, Basidiomycota, Agaricomycetes, Boletales, Suillaceae. Bases 1 to 606 code for a protein of 201 amino acids. The record is from RefSeq and is a predicted model, not a curated record. The transcript has 9 exons. Gene Ontology annotation, biological process: protein ubiquitination; negative regulation of gene expression via chromosomal CpG island methylation. Gene Ontology annotation, molecular function: ubiquitin protein ligase activity.